This is a messenger RNA of Colius striatus (speckled mousebird), 7236 nucleotides long. It is a transcript of the gene SLX4, whose product is annotated as SLX4 structure-specific endonuclease subunit. NCBI's taxonomy places the organism in Eukaryota, Metazoa, Chordata, Aves, Coliiformes, Coliidae. Bases 785 to 6346 code for a protein of 1853 amino acids. Gene Ontology annotation, cellular component: nucleus; Slx1-Slx4 complex. Gene Ontology annotation, biological process: DNA replication; resolution of meiotic recombination intermediates; meiotic DNA double-strand break processing. Gene Ontology annotation, molecular function: enzyme binding; DNA binding. The transcript is spliced from 17 exons. The record is from RefSeq and is a predicted model, not a curated record.
CGGAGGGAGCCCGGGCCUGUGGCCGGCGGGGCUGGCACCGCCUCAGCCGGCAGCUGAGACCGCGGCACCGCGCCCUCAGGCCGCGUCUGGAGUGAGUGUGAGCCUGGCGGCAGCAGCAGCAGCGCGGUUCAGUGCGAGGCUCAUCCCGAGGCCCCUCUCUGUUUGGGGGCAUGAGGAUCAGUGACUGGGCCUGCCUUGAGGGGGAACACUGGGUGUCAGCUGGUUUACCCACAGCACUUGGUUCCACGUCCUGCAGAUACACAGGUUCCAGCUUUCAUUCUUACGGGUCCUGCUUUGUACCAUUUGGCUGCUCCACGUUUACUUGAAGGGCACAGCUGAGCUGUGGAUUUGGCAUCUCAGUGGCUAGAGUUCCACCGCAGCCCUGUCCCACACUGCCUCCUGCACUACCGCCUGGCUUUACUUCUUCACUGAAGGGUCUUUCUGAAGCCCUGACGCAUGUCAUGAAGAUCCUCUUCAUGCUGUGCACAAACUGAGGUGCUCAGAGCUCUGAGAGCCAGCUUGUGGAAGCAGGUGGGGUCCUUGGAGGGAGAAUGUGCUGUGCUCAGUGGCUGUGAAGGCAGUGUGGGAGGAUGAACUGUCAGCGCGGCACAGAAGCGCUCCCUCUGUUGACCUCAAAGUCUGGAGAAGGGAGAUCUCGGAGGUGGUGGAAGGGGAUUGGUGAACAUUGCAGGUGAUGCAAACCUGAGCUCAUUCUGCUAUCUCCCCCUGCCCUCCAGUUCUCUCAGUGUCGUUAGGCCACAGUGUUAUUGGAACCUGCAGGCCAAUGGACGAACAGGACAAUGAUUUUAAAGAGUUGUGGGCGAAUCUUUUGUGUGGAGCGAAGAAAAAAGCUGGGGAUGCUGAGACGGCAAAGAGGGCUCAGAGCAGGUCAAAGAGCACUGCAGCAAGAGGCAGAUCAAGAAGAGGCAAAGCAGCUGCUAAGAGCCAAGUCCGUUAUCCCUUGCCAACAGCGAAGGAAGCAAACUUACCUCAGGGUUUGGGUGCGAAGGAACAACCAUUGGUGCACAGAGAUGGUGAUGCUGUGGCCUGUAGUGGGGAGACUGCAGAAGGGGAUGGAAGGAGAAGCCCUUUCCCUGCCAGCCAGCUGAGCACAGGGGCCAGCGAGUGUAGCCAGAGGACUCUGACAGUAAACACUCAGAGUGGCAGUUCCCAGACUACAUUAUCCUUCCAUCCAACCUGCUCUUCCCCCACCGCAAAGAUGCCACCGCUCGCGGGGCCCAGGACGCGGGUGGCAGAGCUGGUAGUGGAGAGAAUGCAGCAGUUCAAGAGAGUGGCACCUGAGCAGCUGAGGCACAGCACUGAGGAUUUGCCCAAGUCUGUAGGCAGCGGGGAUUUUGCUGAGGAGAGCCAGGAGCAGAACCCACCAGAGCACGAUACCCACCAUCUUCCAUCCCUGGAGCACGAUGGUGCUCUGGCUUUGGCGCUUCAGCAGGAAACCAAAGAGCAGGCCCUGGCAAGCCUGGAGGAUGCAGGCUUGUUUUUCUGUCAGAUCUGCCAGAAGGAUCUCUCAGCCAUGAACACCACACGACGGGAGCAGCAUGUUAACAGGUGUCUGGAUGAGCUGGAGGAAGCACAGAUGUCGUCCUCCAGCAAACCACUGGUCCCUGAAUGUCCCAUCUGUGGGAAGCAGUUCCAAACCCCUCAGAGCCGAGUCAGUCACCUGAAGCGCUGUGCUGUUGAGAUGGAGGUUCCUCCUAAGCUGCUGCUUCAGGCGGUGCAGUUGCAGGUGUCCACGCUUGGAGAUGCCCCUCCUCAGUGUCCCAGCAACCAACCAAACAGGUCAAAGCGAAAAAGUUCCUCCAAAGAGGACUCGAGGAAAAUGCAGAAGAGGGCCAAAAUGGAGAGUAAAGAUGAAGACUUGCUGGUUGCUAUGGCAAUGUCACGCUCUCUGUUGGAGCAAGAAAAGCAGGAACAAGCAAAAUCAGUUACAAAUGUGAAACCAGUGGCUGCUUUUCCAAUCAAAUGGAAGCCAGGGUCAGAGAAGAAACAGCGCAGAAGAGGCCCGAGUGCACCUCCUCCUCUGCUGCUGCAGGACCCUGAGAAGGCCCGCAAGAGGAUCCAAGAGAGAGUAGCUAUGCUGCUUGCAGAAGAGGUGGAAUCCCCUCCCACCCCUCAGCUUCCCACCAGUAGGAUUUUGGAGGAUGAAUCCAGGAAAGCAACCUGGCUCUUGCCAUUGCCCAAACCCAAGGAGUGCUUUUUGUGGCGUAUCAGUGCUCUGACGGGCCCCUGUGACCCUCAAUCGUUCUACACUGCUGCACUCAUCCCUCCAAUUGAACCUUGGAAGCCUUUGCAGAAUCAUAAGCCAGAGACCCUUCUGCCAUCAGUGGGAUCUGGGCAGCCAAAACUGUCCCAGCAAAUGCAGCCUGACCUCAGUUCUCAUGAGCCCACUUGCACAGAAGCAGGAAGCCAAACUUCUGAUGACUCCAAGUCAGGCCCUGAAGGAGAUGGGGAGCUUUUAUCUCACAGCCAGAAGGAUGUUCAGACCCUGCAGGACCUGGUUGAGUUGGCCAGGGAAGGACUUACCCUCACUCAGUGGAACCUUGAUGUGGCCCAUGUUCAGGCAGCAGAGCAGCCCGGCAAAGAGGUGACACCCAGUGACAUUCCCCACAGUGGCUUUGUGCUGCCAUCCAAAGAGAAGAGCCUCCUGACCAGCAGCUCUGAAAGAUCGUCUCUCAAGUUACUGGCUGAAGAUUUCAGUGCCAUGGUUAACAAUCCCCACUUAAGUGACAUCCAGUUCCAGGUGGACUGUGGGGAAGUGCUUUAUGCCCACAUGUUUGUGCUGUAUGCACGGUGUCCCCAGGCUGUUCAGAUGGUUGCCAGCGAGGGCUUGGUGGUGGCGGAGGCCGGGGAGGCGCCGACGCGCCGCGUGCUGCUGGGGGACGUGUCGGCCGAGGCCGCCCGCGCCUUCCUGCGCUUCCUCUACGCGGCAGACGCUGCCGUCCCCGCGGGGCUGCUCGCUCAGGUCCGGGCCCUGGCUCACAGAUUCGGUGUGAGGGAACUGAUGACAAAGUGUGAAAACACUGGAGAGAGUCAAAUGUCCUCUGGAGUGGAUUCAGAAGAUGAUCUGCUCUCUGUGAGGGAUGACAACGACUGCGAGGACAGAGCUGAGAACUUCCAAGACGUCUUGAAUUCGGUGUGGAUGGGUGAAGAGGAGGAGGAGGAAGCAGCAGCGCUGAGCCCUGAGUGCCAGAAGGAAGACGACAACGGGGUGGGUGAACAGGAGCUGGAGGAAAUCUAUGAGUUUGCUGCAACGCAGAGAAAGAUGGUUCAAGGUGAAAGAGAGGAGAGCGAGGGAACAGACUGCAGCAUCUGCAGUGACACUGAGGCAUCCCAAGGUACCGAUCAGCAGACGCAGGAGGAAGAGGUGAAGAGAUCUGAAUCUGCUUCAGUAAGCAGCAGCUCCAGAGAUCUGAGGGAUGACAAUGAUGUGGAAAGAUCUAAAUGUGACCUGUCUGCACAAGAAGGGAAAAUGCAGAGUAUAAAUAGGUGCAGGAGCGUGAGUGUUCCCCAGACCACGUUUGUGCCUCACCACAAUGAACCUCAAAAAUGGGCUGUAGCAUCCCAUGGUGCUGCUGCUAAUGAAGGAGAGACUGUGAGGAGAUGGGAGGGUGUGAAGGAUUCCAAGUCAUCCCAGGUCUCACGUGGUGAGGCAGAUGACUGUGAAAAACAGGUUCCUGGUGUGCAUGGUGAUGCCAGUAUCAAGGAAAGCUGUGAACACUUGUUUUCUGUAACUCAGGUAGAUUACUGUGAGCCUUCCCCAACAAAAGAAGUUGCCAAACAAUCAGGAAAGGCUCUUAGUGAAGAACACGUUGAUGUUAAUGAUUCAGUUCUGCACAGCAAGUCCCCAAAAGGCCUCUCUCCACGUAGGAGCAGCUUUUGUGGGAGUCCUUCUCCCAGACCUGACGCGCCCCUUUUUCCUGCUGUUGGCUCUUCACCAGCAUCCCCAAACUCAGAGGGAAGGUUUGCCAGAGGACACGUGUCAACACCAAAGCGAAGCAAAACGCAAAAAUCAUUCCUGUCUGAUGAACCAGACUGUCAGAAAGCCAAGGAGCUGGAUCCUGCCUCCAGAAACAAGAACCUGGUUUCUCCAUCAGAGCUUCCCCACGUUAGUUUAAACAACCAUCCAUAUGUCCCAGCGUUGCCAUCACUGGUCAUCAGAGCUCAGGAUGCUGCAGCUCAGGGGAGGGACGAGGCUGAUGUUAUAGUUUUAUCUUCUGAUGAUGAAGUGGAGUUAGAGCAAGAAAGGAAGUCACCAGAAACAGGCUCUGCUCUAAAGAAAAUGGAAAUCCCUGAGCAGCAAAGAUCUACAAACAUAGAACAAGGUCCUGAGAUACCUAAACCUGAACAUAACUCGUCAGUGGCUGAAACAGAGCAGAGAUCAGCCCAGGUCUCAUGUGGCAUUGCAGAUACAGUGCAUAUAAACGACAGUGCAAAGGUGUCCACCAAAUUGCCUCUCAGCAGACAAGUUGCUGGUUCUUCAGAGAGCAAACGGAGUCCAAAGCUGAGCCCUGAGAAAAUGCUGAGUCAUGAGACAUCUGCAGGUACAGACAGCUCCUGGCUAGUGCCAGACACACCACUCCUGGGCAGAAACAGGAGUUUCUCAACACAGACUCAGGUCACAAGUAUAAGUUCUUUAAAGGGUCUGGAAUCUAAACUCAGCAUAAAGGAUGAAGCAGCAGGUAACAGUAACCAUGAAAUGACUGACAAAUCACUGGAAGUUGGUGAAGCAACGCUGUCAGCCACAGGUUUGCCUGUAAAGAACUCAGUGAGUGGAAGGAGCCCUUCCAGCAGCCCAGCAGCAGCAUCUUCCAGGAACUCCCCGUCGGUUUCUCCAGUGGAUCCAGUUCUCUCCCCUGGCCACACCAACACAAAAAGCAAAUGUGCCAAGGCCUCGUUUCUGUCCCAGCCUGUGCCUCGGAGCCAUGAGCAGCUGUUGGAAGAUAAGCCCAACACCAGUGUGGUUGAGGUGGAGGACAGUGAGCAGGAGGUCAGUCUGCCGUCCCUGGGGAGCAGCGUCCUGCUCUGUGAGGAGCCCCCGCUGCCCCUUGACAACUGUUGGCACGUUGAGUAUCAGUCACCAGCACAAGGACAGAGCCAGGACUCCAGCCAGGUCAGCUGUGCCAAGACCAGCAGUGGCAGCAGCCCCAGAGCUGGCUGCUGGCGUGGCCAGCAGGAGAGCCCAGCCUGCGUGCAGGGGAUCCUGGGCAGUACCCCUCUCCGGGGAAGCCCUGUUGGCAGAACAACAACCUUGCUCUGUCCUGAAAACAGCCCUAUUGAGGCAUGUUCAUCAGUGGGCAGCAGACCCAGUUACCUCAACUCCAAAAUCUGGGAUGACUGGAAUGGAGAAGAUGAAGAAUUUCCAGAGAUGCUUCCUCUGACUCAGAGGUUGUCAGCUGCAGGAGGUGCCUGUCAGGAAGAUCCUGUAAAGACUCCUGAACCUUCCUGUCAGGAGAACAAUGAGCCUCUCAGCAGCCCAGUGACACCGAUGCCAGCUUACUCCAUGAUGGAGACCCCCCAGCUCAAGAAGGAGCUGAGAAGGUUUGGGGUUCGUGCUCUCCCCAGACGCCAGAUGGUGCUGAAGCUGAAGGAGAUCUUUCAGUAUACUCACCGGGACACAGACUCUGAGGAGGAGCUGCCCUGUUCCCAGCCCCCCCUGCAGAAGCCCCCGCGCCAGCGCCGCAGGCAGCCCAGGGCAGAGGGGGCUGCAGGCACGGGGCAGCAGCAGCGAGCUGGGGGCACUCCUGCACUGCUCCCUGCAGGCAGUGCUGACUCUGACCUUGUUGGAUCCCGUGAGACAGGCUGUGCAGCACCCAAGCAGGGAACCAAAAGGAGACAUCACUCAGAAGGAGCCAAAGAGCGGAAAAAGUCGUCUGACUCUCCAGAGAGAGGGUGUCUGGCAGCUGAUGGCGAGGAACCGAUGCUCACAACAUCUCAGGAGUCUGCAGGCUCUUCCCUGGAUGGCAGUGACAUCUCUUUUGGCUCACAGAGUUCUUUCAUGAAUGGAUUUGAAGCCUGUGCUUUUGCCUCUGAGGAGGAAGAAGAGGAGUUUCCAGCGUCUCAGGCAGCAGCUCGGGAGGAAGCCAAGCUGGAGGCAGUGAGGUGCUACAUCCGUUCCAACACAGCCCUGUACAACAGGAUCCUGUUCUACGAGCCCAUCGAGCUGGCUGACCUGCACGCAGAGCUCAAGCUCAACGGCAUCCGCAUUUCCCAGGCCAAGCUGCUGGACUUCUUAGAUGCUCAGUGUAUCACAUUUACCACAGCCAGAGCCCGCAAGGAGAAGGAGCAGAAAAGAAAAGGGAAUAAAAAACAGAGGAGACGAUACUGAAUGGAGCCCUGUCCUCCAUGGUGAGCAUUCUGUGCACAGAGGCCUCCCUGGGGAGCUGGACUCUGCAUUGCAGGCCCAUGCUGGGAUCCGUGCCGGGAUCCGUGCUGGGAUCUGUUCUGGGACCCAUGCUGGGAUCCGUGCUGGGAUCCAUGCUGGGAUCUGUGGGAGCACUGCUCCUCCUUGUGGCCUGUGGGAUGGGCCAGGACUGAGCUGCUGUUCCCAGCCCUCUGCUCUGACUUGCACAGCCUGCUCCACUUGCUGUUCUGCCUCCAGCACGUGGCUUCUCUGGAGCUUCUGCCCCUGAUUCAGUUUGCAGUCUGUGGUGCAAUUCCUUAACCUGUGUUUCUUAAACCCCUGCAGCAGAGUGGAGCUGUUCUGGGACCUGUUUGUGGUAGCUCCCACAAGUGCCUCUGACACCAUGUGUCAUGUGGUUUGGGGUUUGGGCACUGGGUGCUGUGUGUCCUUGGUGUUCUGGAGCCAUCUGCUCCCCUUUCUCAGCCCCCUUUUGCCCUGUCAGCAUAGCUGGAGGACAUCCUCCAUGGAGAUGGCUUUGAGAUGACAGUAUUACAGGGACCACUGCCUCUCUUCAGCACCUGCUAGAACCCGAUCUAAAUGUGCUUCUGGGAUCAGUUUCGUUCUCAAACUGGACUGAUCAUGGGCUACAAACUGUCUGGGGCUCCUGGGCAAGUCCUGGACCCUAAACUGUCAUGGUUUACAUGUUUACUUUCACCAGACAGACUUUUGACUGUCUGGCAGCUCAGAGUCUGAAUGGACACACCUCCUCAGAAAAAGGAGCGUUUAUAGCCUUGGCACAUGUUAAACAUUGCCCUGGUUUUGGUACAGCACAUCCCCAGUUUUAUUUGAUGUGUAUGAUAAACAAUAAACAGUUU